UGUAAGAGGUUGCCUGGUAUUAUCAGUAGGUCUGUGUAAACUACCCUCAGAGAAUUAGUCAUUUGUAUUAAAAAACUAAAAGCAAGAGUAACAUUCAAUUUUUUUUUAUAACUUUUGUUAGUUGGUUCUAUUUCAGGUAGGCAAGCCAAUAAGUAAAUAAGUAUAAAUUAUCGUAUUUUAGCUAAUUUAAUUGUGUUUACAUUGUCAUAUUGGUAAACUUAUUAAUUAUUGAAAUCUAAAAAACGAAUUUAAUUUAGUUGAGUCUCUAACCUAAAUUAAAAUUAGAUACUGCGAAUUUAAUUAUUUAGGUCUAAUCAAUUUAUAUAUUAUUUAUAUUAAACGUACUUGCCAAGUACUAAGUAAAAUUUAGAUGUAAAUCAAGUAAAUUCGAGAAAGGACCAUCCAUAUUAUUAUUUUAAAAAUAAAACUUAACAGUACAGCAACUGAACUUAUUUUAGUUAUUUACUUUAUCUUUAAAAAAUGUACCCAUGCCAUGGCCAUAGACGCCAUGCCAUCAUAGUCAUAGUCUAUUCUAUUAUAGAAUCUAUACUAUAGUAUUAGUAUUGUUUAGUUAUUUUAAUAUUAUUUAAGUUAGCUGUAAUUAGCAGUGUUUCUUCAGACAAUAUCCUGGGGGAAGUGUGUGUGUGGGGGGGGGGGGGGGGGGAGAUCACAUAUCCCUGGCGCCAGAGGUUGUAUCAUGAAAUGGAGUGCUGCAAAAAUCUUGACAUGCCCAUGCCAUAGUAGCAAAUAAAAUAUAUUAGCUAUGCCACUAGCAGACCUGUUUACUCUUUCGAUUUUGGUGUAGAUUGCAUGAUUUUGAGGUGUAUACAUUAUUUUAUAUACUGUAUGUUUAUUUUUUUUUACUAUUAAGAUAAUGUAUUGAAUGAUUUUUGUGAUGAUAUUAUUGUACGAUUUUAAGAGUUUGAGGGUAAACAGGGCUGCACUAGGCAGCAUUGUGGCCAAAAUUUGCCAUUUAUAUAUUAAACUAGGGCAGAGAUCAAUGGCACACAUGGCUUUUGAUUGGAAGAAAGGUCAGAGGCCCACUCCGCAGAAAAUGUUUGAUUAUUUCAAGAGGUGCAUUUUGGCUUAUACCUGAAUUGAAUUCACUGUUGAUCGGGGUGAAGGAAUUUUUUUUAAGCAACAGGGGAGGCAUUCUGGCACUCAGUGUUAUACAUAAACCGCCCCAGGGUAAUCAUUUGACACAAGAAUAUAUAAUAUAUUCAAUCACACACUGUGAAUUGAUCAGUGUGAGGGAAGAGGGGUGCAGAAAUUAAGGGUGUCAAAAACUGUCUACUACUAUUAUUUAUUGUGAAUAAUAGAGCCUACACAGUGCAGCAACGUUACUGCAGUACAAUGCUGCUAUUUUUCUAGGCUACUGAGCUACUCUAUUGCUCAUUUUGAAAAGUAAUUAAUUAAUUUAAAUUUUGAUUUAUGCCACCUUUAUUGAUUUUAAUACGGACUGACAGUAUUUAAAAUAUGCCUCUGCCAUAAGCUAUGCCUGUGCCAUACACUAUGACCAUACCAAUUAGUAGUACUAUCAACAGACCUGUUUACCCUCAAACUCUUAAAAUUGUACAAUAUCAUUACAAAAUCGUUCAAUACGUUAUAUUUAUAGUAAAAAAAAACAUACAGUAUAUACAAUCUAUACACAUCAAAAUCGUACAUUGUAUGCCAAAAUCGUAAGAGUAAACAGGUCUGUAUCAAACUCUAUAGUACAUGUGUCAAGCUCAAUGCCCAUGGGCCACAUCUGGCCUGCCGAACAAUUAUAUAAGGCCCUCGAGGUCUUGUCCGGCGUAUAAUUAUAUCCAAGUCAAUGCUAUGGUGUUUCCCAAUGCACACUUUGCUGAAAAAUGUCGCUUACUUUGUGUCGAGUUUCCAGUUUUGAAACACAAAAUGAUUGUCAAUUAUCACAAAAUGGUGAAUGAAUUCAUUUUAUCUUUAUAUAAAAAUGAAUGAGGAAAAAAUCAAUUUUAUGCAAACAAAUUUUUUAAAAAUAAACCAAUAGUAAAUGUGUUAUUAUUAUUAUUUCAUAAUUUAUUCACUUUUUAAUUAAAUAAAGAUGCUGUAUAAUGCAUACAAUUGGUAGGAAAAGUGAUAGCAUUGUUGUUUCAAGCAUUUACUGUUCAGUCGACAUAUUAACCAGUUUGCAGAUUGCAGUCUCUCUUAAUUUUGCCUCAGUCCAAAACACAUUAUGGCAACACAUAAUUAGUGAUAAUGCGCUCGAGUGUUUGUGCAUCUCGGCAGCCAACAAUCUCCAUCCAACAUUGUCCACUACCGCAAACAUAAAUUUCAAAACAAAAUGAUGCCUAAGGCUUUUAAGUAAGGAGUAAUCAUUGGAAAUAAUUUGGGACCGGACUUCAGAGGAUUGCCGAAUAAUAGUAGACCCUGUUCAAUCAAUCAAUCAACGUUUCCAUAUUUUUAGAAUCCAGAAUUCUGUAUUGGCAUUGGUGAUAUUUACUUAGUUUAGUGGUAUUAGUACAUUAGUACAGGGCCCAAUUUUUAAAUAAAAAAAUGGCUCAUUAAUCAGCUAUCAAACAUAAAUAAUAUUUGUUUUUACAUAAUGUAAAUGUGGAACAAAGAUGUAACCGUCCACUCGAAAAAAUUUCUUUAAAAAAAAUAAAAGCUUCCUGGAGCAAACAGUCAUUUUCUUCCCCUCUCCCUUGACGAAUGGAUGGUACUGUCUUAUAAAAUAUCAUGUUGAUCUUAUAUAGUUGUGAGGAAAAGUUUAGAAUGCAUUGCAAAGUGGGAUCAAGUCUUGGGGGGGGGGGAGUCUGGGAACUCAUCCAAGAUGCACCCCACCUUUUUUUAAAGUAAAUAAUUAUGUUAUAUAUCUCUUAAUUAUAAAAGUACAAGAAUGCUAUUCCCAUGUGUUCCUGCAGGACUCACGCCCUGAUUGUAAAAACCAAAAUCCAAUUUGCCAUAAAAAAUGGUAUAACAUCCCUAAGAACAACUGGCAUGCAUGCUCAGCAUGGCACACAAUUUUGUUUCUGGUUUAAAGGGGGCUGCCAUUAAAAAAAAAAUUAAUUUAUAAAAAGUUUCACAACUCAUCUGUUAGGAAAUACUAUGAGUUAGGCCUUCAAAUUAGUACAGCAGAUAGAUAUGUAAAAUUCAUAACCUUUCAUGACAAUAUUAAAUGAAAAUCUUCGGGUGGACCCGGGUAAAAUCUUUAAUAAAUAAACAUUUGGUUCUUUUAUUUAAUUUUUUAAAAUAUUGUGUCAACAUCAAGAAAAUUAUUAGAGAUACAUUCUUUUGAUGAAAAAUAUUUUGUAGUAGCUUACUAGCACUAGUAUUUAUCUGAAGAACAUCAGAUACAGUAAGCAGUAGAGUUGUGCCCCCUUAUUUCUUGUAAAAAGUGUCUCCCAAAGACAAUAAAAUUUAGUUUUGACAAUAUUAAAGAGUUAAUAACAAAUGAUGCCAUUUUGUAUAGAUUAAUGUAGCUGCUACACUAUAAAAAUAUAAUGUUGUUUUGUUAAGUUAAUUAUGAAUAAUGUUGUGUACUAUAUAUGUUAUAAUUUAUUAUAAAUAUGUUUGUUUUUUCAAAUAGCCAUUUUAAUGUGGUCUUUUAAUUAACCCAGCAAUGGCAGAUAUUAAAACUGGCCUGCUAACUGGAGCAAGACCAACUCCACCUCCUAGUGCUAGCAGUCCUGAUGUUACAGGUGUGACAGGUGAUGCUGUCUAUCAUGAUAGUGCCCAAUCUCCUAGAUCUGUAUGUAUUUUACUGUAAUUAGAUGACUCUAAUGAAUUAAUGAAUUAUAAAUAGUAUAUUAAAUGUUUCAUUCUUGGUGCAAAUAUAGACAGUCAAGGACACAUCUUUAUAGACAGUCCAUGACACAUCUUUAUAGACAGUCAAUGUCAUUGACAUCCUUAUAGACAGUCAAUGACACAUCUUUAUAGACACUCAAUGGCACAUCUUAUAGACAGUUAAUGACCCAUCUGAAUCUUUUAGGAGCUUCCAAAAAUAUGGAAAUUAAAUAUUAUAGAAAAUUUCUUAACCAAUUUUGGAAGUAGGCCUUGUAUUUUAACUAUAUUGAAAUGAAAUAGUUAGUCAAUUUUUAAGAUGAUGUUGCGGAAGCUCUCUGAUUAAUUUGUAACAACACCUCAAAAUAAUUUCUUUUUACCGGGUAACAGUUUUAAUUUGCAUCCCCCAUUUCAGUAUAACUAAAGUCACCAUUUCAUGUCACAAAAUCUUAAUCAUCAUCAAGGAAAAAUUCCAUUUUAUGAUCUAGGCCAACGUUUCCCAAAACUUGUACUUUCGUGACCAGGCAACUGUUUUUUUCUGCUUUCGGGACCUGGUAAUUUUUUUUCAUGGCUUGGUACUGAGUCGCGACCUGGCAUUAGGGAAAUGUUGAUCUAGGCAAUAACAUUUUUACCCCACUUUUUAUUAAACUUGUUUGUUGUUGUUGCAAUGCUUUGAGACCAUAUUUCUCCAGGUUUCCACAUCUUUUAGACCAUAUUUCUCCAGGUUUCCAUCUCUGUGAGACCAUAUUUCUCCAGGUUUCCAACAUCUUCGAGACCACAUUUCUCCAGGUUUCCACAUCUUUGAGACCAUAUUUCUCCAGGUUUCCAAAUUUUUGAAACCAUAUUUCUCCAGGUUUCCACGACAUCUUUGAGACUAUAUUUCUCCAAGUUUACACCUUUUUGAGAACUGUUAUCUCCAGGUUUCCACAUCUUUGAGAACAUAUUUCUCUAGGUUUCCACAUCUUUAAGAACAUACUUCUCUAUGUUUCCACAUCUUUGAGAACUGUUAUCUUUAGAUUUCUAACAUAUUCUCUAGGUUUCCAAUAUCUUUUAGAACAAAUUUUUUCAGGUUUUCAACAUCUGUUAGGCCACAUUUAUCUAGGUUUUCAACAUAUUUUGAGACUAUAUUUCUCUAGGUAUCCAACAUCUUUGAGACCAUAUUUCUCCUGGUUUCCAACAUCAUUGUGAACAUAUUUCUACAGGUUUCUAACAUCUUGUAGGCCAUAUUUCUCCAGGAUUCCAACAUCUUAGAGGUCAGACUUGCUGUAAACUGUUUAGUCUUUGCAUACAUGUUACUGUUAAGUUGUUACCUCCCUUAUUUAAAUUGCCUCUCAAUAAAAUCUAAAACAUCACAGUAAACAAUAAAAUCCAGACCAACUUUUUAGCCAAUAUAAUACACACCAUCAUAAUAGCUAAUAUAAUACACACCAUCAAAAUAGCUAAUAUAAUACACACCAUCACAAUAGCCAAUAUAAUACACACCAUCACAAUAGCUAAUAUAAUACACACCAUCACAAUAGCUAAUAUAAUACAACCAUCACAAUAGCCAAUAUAAUAAACACCAUCACAAUAGCUAAUAUAAUAUACACCAUCACAAUAGCUAAUAUAAUUAAUACACACCAUCACAAUAGCUUAUAUAAUACAACAAUCACAGCCAAUAUAAUACACACCAUCACAAUAGCUAAUAUAAUACAACCAUCACAUUAGCCAAUAUAAUACACACCAUCACAAAAGCCAAUAUAAUACACACCAUCACAAUAGCUUAUAUAAUACAAAGCAUCACAGCAGGUAAUGAAAUAUUUGAUGUAUGGAAACUCAUCAAACAAGGGAGAUGACCUUUUUCAAAGUGUUGCAUUUUAGGACAGACAAUAGUGUCCCCUUAAAAGUUAUAUUCCCUUCAUCCUUAUGUCAUAUUGUUACAGCAGGAGUGCUCUUAUAUUCCCUUCAUCCUUAUGUCAUAUUGUUACAGCAGGAGUGCUCUAAUAUUCCCUUCAUCCUUAUGUCAUAUUGUUACAGCAGGGGUGCUCUGAUAUUCCCUUCAUCCUCAGGUCAUAUUGUUACAGCAGGAGUGCUCUUAUAUUCCCUUCAUCCUCAGGUCAUAUUGUUACAGCAGGAGUGCUCUUAUAUUCCCUUCAUCCUUAUGUCAUAUUGUUACAGCAGGAGUGCUCUAAUAUUCCCUUCAUCCUUAUGUCAUAUUGUUACAGCAGGAGUGCUCUAAUAUUCCCUUCAUCCUUAUGUAAUAUUGUUACAGCAGGGGUGCGCUGAUAUUCCCUUCAUCCUCAGGUCAUAUUGUUACAGCAGGAGUGCUCUGAUAUUCCCUUCAUCCUCAGGUCAUAUUGUUACAGCAGGAGUGCUCUGAUAUUCCCUUCAUCCCCAGGUCAUCUUGUUACAGCAGGAGUGCUCUUAUAUUCCCUUCAUCCUUAUGUCAUAUUGUUACAGCAGGAGUGCUCUAAUAUUCCCUUCAUCCUUAUGUCAUAUUGUUACAGCAGGAGUGCUCUUAUAUUCCCUUCAUCCUCAGGUCAUAUUGUUACAGCAGGAGUGCUCUGAUAUUCCCUUCAUCCUCAGGUCAUAUUGUUACAGCAGGAGUGCUCUGAUAUUCCCUUCCUCCUCAGGUCAUAUUGUUACAGCAGGAGUGCUCUGAUAUUCCCUUCAUCCUCAGGUCAUAUUGUUACAGCAGGGUUGCUUAACCUUUUUGCACCUCUGCACCCCCUCUGAUUCCCCCCACCCCACUGAUUUCACACAUCCCCCCCACCUUAUCCCUGCACUAUAAGUUUGUAAUUCCCAUGCUGUCAAAUAAUACUUUGUUUUCUUUUUUACAUUUUAACGUUACAGUGUUGGCUCAAUACAUUUUAACGUUACAGUGUUGGCUCAAUACAUUUUAACGUCACAGUGUUGGCUCAAUACAUUUUAACGUUACAGUGUUGGCUCAAUACAUUUUAACGUCACAGUGUUGGCUCAAUACAUUUUAACGUCACAGUGUUGGCUCAAUACAUUUUAACGUCACAGUGUUGGCUCAAUACAUUUUAACGUUACAGUGUUGGCUCAAUACAUUUUAACGUCACAGUGUUGGCUCAAUACAUUUUAACGUUACAGUGUUGGCUCAAUACAUUUUAACGUCACAGUGUUGGCUCAAUACAUUUUAACGUCACAGUGUUGGCUCAAUACAUUUUAACGUUACAGUGUUGGCUCAAUACAUUUUAACGUUACAGUGUUGGCUCAAUACAUUUUAACGUCACAGUGUUGGCUCAAUACAUUUUAACGUUACAGUGUUGGCUCAAUACAUUGAAAGCUGAUUGUUAGUUUUUUUAAAGUACUUUUUUGAGGAGAAAAAUUUAAUAUCCAUUUGGUUUUUUUCCAGCGUCUUAUUCAAGUUUUGUUUGUUGGUCUGGUAGUAGUCAUGGCUCUUGUAAGUAAUUUAUAAUUAGUUGUAGUCAUGGCUCUUGUAAGUAAUUUAUAAUUAGUUGUAGUCAUGGCUCUUGUAAGUAAUUUAUAAUUAGUUGUAGUCAUGGCUCUUGUAAGUAAUUUAUAAUUAAUUGUAGUCAUGGCUCUUGUAAGUAAUUUAUAAUUAGUUGUAGUCAUGGCUCUUGUAAGUAAUGUAUAAUUAAUUGUAGUCAUGGCUCUUGUAAGUAAUUUAUAAUUAGUUGUAGUCAUGGCUCUUGUAAGUAAUUUAUAAUUAGUUGUAGUCAUGGCUCUUGUAAGUAAUUUAUAAUUAGUUGUAGUCAUGGCUCUUGUAAGUAAUUUAUAAUUAAUUGUAGUCAUUGCUCUUGUAAGUAAUGUAUAACUGGUAGUAGUCACAGCUGUUUUAAGAUAUUUAGAUUUAGUUUUUUUAACACAAUGAUCCAAGAGAUUGAUGUCAAUUACAAUAAUGGCAGCUACCUUUGAAGUGGUCAGCAUAGCAAGCACCUUGUACUUCGGCAGGAAUGUAGCAGAUCAUAAGCUCAGAGCUUCUGUCUCAUGCCAUUUAAUAACUUUAGAUCUUGAAAUGUGUACAUAGGAAACCAUAUGCAUUAGCAGUAAUGUAGCAGAAGAUAAGCUCAGAGCUUUAGCAAUGAAUAAAAAAAAAUUUAAUUCUGAGUUGAAAUGUAAGUUUUUUGUUACCAGGUCAGCAUAUCUUUAUCGAUUUACCGUGGCGCUGAUGUCAGUGAGAAUGGAGGAAUGUACUUCAUGCUGGGGAUCAGCUUAAUUGGCUUUGCUAUUGUAGAGAUUAUAAUGGUAAAAAUGCUUGCUAGUGUUGAUUACAAUAUGAUAUCAUUCAUCUUUAAAAUGUAUUGUCAGCUGUAACAUUCUCAGAUCAACAUUCACGAUAAACUCUUGUUCACAUUCACGAUAAAACUCUUGCUGACAUUCACAGAUCAACUCUUAUUGACAUUCACAAUAAACUCUUAUUGACAUUCACGAUAAACUCUUGUUGACAUUCAUGAUAAACUCUUGUUGACAUUCAUGAUAAACUCUUGUUGACAUUCACUGAUCAACUCUUGUUGACAUUCAUGAUAAACUCUUGUUGACAUUCAUGAUAAACUCUUGUUGACAUUCAUGAUAAACUCUUGUUGACAUUCAUGAUAAACUCUUGUUGACAUUCAUGAUAAACUCUUGUUGACAUUCACUGAUCAACUCUUGUUGACAUUCCCGAUGAACUCUUGUUGACAUUCACUAUAAACCCUUGUUGACAUUCACAAUAAACUCUUGCUCACAUUCAUGAUAAACUCUUGUUGACAUUCAUGAUAAACUCUUGUUGACAUUCAUGAUAAACUCUUGUUGACAUUCACUGAUCAACUCUUGUUGACAUUCAUGAUAAACUCUUGUUGACAUUCACUAUAAACUCUUGUUGACAUUCACGAUAAACUCUUUUUGACAUUCACAAUAAACUGUUGACAUUCACAGAUCAACUCUUGUUGACAUUCACAGAUCAACUCUUGUUGACAUUCACAGAUCAACUCUUGUUGAUAUUCACAGAUCAACUCUUGUUGACAUUCACAGAUCAACUCUUGACAUUGAAAAUCUCCUUCUGAUCAUUGAUUUAAAACAGAGCUAGUGUAAUUUUGAUUUAUUUUAGUUGAGUAUUUUAGAUGAGUAUUUUAGUUUCAUAUUAUCCUUAGUUUGCUGUUUUUCUUAAGAGAGUUAGGUAGUUAGUUUAGUAUUAUAAACUUCACAAAAAUACCUCCUCAUCCUAAUUCUAGUCUGAUAGAUCUUUAAUAAACUUACCUUUAAACAUUAUUAUAUUUUAUAUACUAGUAAUACACUGUUGUUUUUAAAAAAACAUAACAUACAUCAUAUAUUGAAAAUAAAUUUUUCUGGUUUUUGAAACUCUAUUUAAAAAAACUAUUUAUGUAAAUGUCCAUACUAAUGGUGUCAUGGUUAUACUAAUGAUGUCAUCAUUGGUUUCAGAUCAUCUUCACCAGAAGAGGAGACCUUCCUAAGGGCAAAACUUGGUUUCUUUACUUUGUUGGCUUCUGUGUGAUGCUGGAAUCAAUUUUUACAGAUGUCUUAGUCUUUCAAUAGUUGGCCAUAAUAGCUUUUUUUUUAUCCUAAUAUUUGCAUUUGCCUAUUUAGCAUAUCUUUGCAAUGAGACCGGUAAUUAAAAAAAAAAAUACUCUGCAAACUUAAAAUAUUGAUAAGAUUAAUGAUUUUUUUAUAGCCAUGGGCACUUCUUAAAUUAAUGUCAAGAUUUUCAUUUAAAAUGACCAAAAGUUUAGAGCCACCCAUAUCUAACAUAAGCACUGAGGGAGAAGGUGGGGGUGGGUUAGAGGCCAUCCAUAUCUAACAUAAG
Lymnaea stagnalis (great pond snail) is the source of this 9505-nucleotide messenger RNA. The record is from the annotation of a GenBank genome assembly. Lineage: Eukaryota; Metazoa; Mollusca; Gastropoda; Lymnaeidae.